This is a messenger RNA of Aplosporella prunicola CBS 121167, 1155 nucleotides long. RefSeq names its product glycoside hydrolase family 16 protein. Gene Ontology annotation, molecular function: hydrolase activity, hydrolyzing O-glycosyl compounds. Gene Ontology annotation, biological process: glucan catabolic process. The record is from RefSeq and is a predicted model, not a curated record. The transcript has 3 exons. NCBI's taxonomy places the organism in Eukaryota, Fungi, Ascomycota, Dothideomycetes, Botryosphaeriales, Aplosporellaceae. The coding region runs from base 1 to 1155 and encodes 384 amino acids.
AUGUACGAGGAGUCCCAGGUUCCCCUCCAACACUCCGCGCCGCCCUACGCAGACCAGCCUCCCCCGUACUCUCCCGAUAUUGCUGCCUCGCCCGCCGCCAUGGAAGAGCCGGUCAAAUCCCACCCCAAGUGGAAUCCAAAGUACUGGAGCACGAAAGUCAAGAUCUUUGCCGGCGCUGCCGUCGCUGCUAUUAUAGUUGCCGUAAUUUGUGGUGCAUACUUCGGUGUCAAGAACAAUGCCUACCCAGACUACAAGAAGCUGAAUUACUCCCUGAAAGAUACCUAUGGCGGUAGUGAUUUCUUUGACAAUUUCAACUUUUUCAGUGAUGCGGACCCGACCAACGGCUUCGUACAAUACGUUGACUCUGCCGGCGCGGAGUGGCUCAACUUGACAUAUGCUAGCUCCAGCUCUGCGGUCAUGAAGGUCGACACCACCUCCGAUGUCGACACCUCCAACGGACGACGUUCCGUGCGCAUCACGUCCAAAAAUCAGUAUGACGACGGGCUCUUCAUCUUCGACAUAGUGCACACGCCUUAUGGCUGCGGCACUUGGCCUGCGCUCUGGCUCAGCGAUCCGGACAAUUGGCCAGAAAAUGGAGAGAUCGACAUGAUGGAGGGCGUGAACCAGAUCGCCAAUAGCAAGGUGCAGUCGACGCUGCACACGACCAACCACUGCAAGAUGAACGUCAAGCGUAAAGAGACGGGCAAUGUUCUCGCAAAGAACUGUUGGAACGAGACGAACAGCAAUGCUGGAUGCGGUGUGAAAGGUGGCAGCAACACCAUGGGCAAAGGCUUCAACGCCAACGGCGGCGGCAUCUAUGCGCUGGAGAUGCGUCACGAGGGUAUCCGAAUCUGGUUCUUUGGACGCGACGAGGUGCCCGACGACAUCACCAACGGCACGGCGCCCGAUCCGAGCACCUGGGGCGAAGCCAUGGCCGACUUCCCCAGCACCAACUGCGACAUGGGCUCGCAUUUCCGCAACCAAAGCAUCAUCGCGAACAUUGCUCUGUGCGGCGACUGGGCAGGCAGCGAGGCCGUGUACAGCGACCAGGACUCAUGCCCAGGGUCUUGCAAGACCUACGUGCAGCAGAAUCCGGAUGCUUUUACGAACGCCUACUUCGAGUUCAAAAGCUUCCAAGUGUACCAAGCAAGUUAA